GAGGGGAGGUGGGAGUGGCAGCGGCGCCGCCCAAUGGGGGUUGAACGAUGGCGGCGGCGCUGCGGGCGGCGCUGUGCGUGGCGGGCGCGGCGCUGUCGCUGUACGCUCUGCAUGUGGAACACCAAGCGGCGAGGGACCCGUCGUACCGAGCCGCCUGCGACCUGGGGCCCUCCGUGUCCUGCACCCGGGUGUUCUCCUCCCGGUGGGGGCGUGGCCUGGGGCUGGUGGAGCCGGUGCUGGGCGGGGACAGCGCCCUGAACGUCCCCAACGGCGCCAUCGGGCUGCUCUUCUACCUGCUGCAGGGGCUGCUGGGCACCUGCCGGGGCCGGGCGGCCGCGGUGACGCUGCUGGGGACGUCGGUGGCCUCGGCGCUGGCCUCGCUGUGGCUCGGGGGCGUCCUGCUCUUCGGCCUCAGGGACCUGUGCGUGGUCUGCCUCAGCACCUACGGGGUUAACCUGGCGCUGCUGGGGCUCAACCUGCGCCGCUGGAAACGAGGGAAAGUGCACAAAAAUGAGUGAAAAUCUGCCAAAAUGGAGUGAAAAUGACCCAAAAUGGAGGGAAAUCUGCCCAAAAUGGAGGGAAACCGGCUUGAAACCACCCAAAAUGGAGAGAAAAUGACCCAAAAUGGAGUGAAACCGACCCAAAAUGGAGGGAAACCCACCCAAAAUGGAGAGAAAAUGACCCAAAAUGGAGUGAAACCGACCCAAAAUGGAGGGAAACCCACCCAAAAUGGAGAGAAAAUGACCCAAAAUGGAGGGAAACAGACCCAAAAUGGAGUGAAACCAACCCAAAAUGGAGUGAAACCGACCUGAAUCCACCCAAAACUGGGAAAAAUCCACCCAAAACAGAGUGAAACGAACCCAAAAUGGAGGGAAAUCCGCCCAAAAUGGAGGGAAACCGACCUCAAACCACCCAAAACUGAGAAAAAUGCACCCAAAACUGAGUGAAACUGACCCAAAACAGAGAAAAUGCCCCAAAACAUUGGGGACCUGUGCGUGGUCUGCCUCAGCACCUACGGGGUUAACCUGGCGCUGCUGGGGCUCAACCUGCGCCGCUGGAAACCAGGGAAAACGCACAAAAAUGAGUGAAAAUGACCCAAAAUGGAGUGAAACGGACCCAAAAUGGAGGGAAAUCCACCCAAAAUGGAGAGAAAAUGACCCAAAAUGGAGGGAAACCGACCCAAAAUGGAGUGAAAUCCACCCAAAAUGGAGGGAAACCGGCUUGAGACCACCCAAAACUGAGAAAAAAUGACCCAAAAUGGAGUGAAACUGACCCAAAAUGGAGUGAAAACACACAAAAAUGAGAGAGAAUAACCCAAAAUGAAGGGAAACAGACCCAAAAUGGAGAGAAAUCCACCCAAAACUGAGAAAAAUCCACCCAAAAUGGAGUGAAAUGGACCCAAAAUGGAGUGAAAACACACAAAAAUGAGAGAGAAUGACCCAAAAUGGAGGGAAAUCCACCCAAAAUAGAGGGAACCCGACGCGAAACCACCCAAAAUGGAGAGAAAACGACCCAAAAUGGAGUGAAAAUGACCCAAAAUGGAGUGAAAAUGACCCCAAAUGGAGUGAAAAUGACCCAAAAUGGAGUGAAACCAACCCAAAAUGGAGUGAAACCAACCCAAAAUGGAGGGAAACUGACCCAAUAUGGAGGGAAACCGUCCUGAAACCACCCAAAACUGAGAAAAAAGACCCAAAAUGGAGUGAAACUGACCCAAAAUGGAGUGAAACCAACCCAAAAUGGAGGGAAACUGACCUGAAACCACCCAAAACGGAGUGAAAACGACCCAAAAUGGAGUGAAAAUGACCCAAAACGGAGGGAAACCGACCUGAAACCACCCAAAAUGGAGAGAAAACGACCCAAAAUGGAGGGAAACCGACACAAAAUGGAGGGAAACCGACCCAAAAUGGAGUGAAAAUGACCCAAAAUGGAGUGAAAAUGACCCAAAAUGGAGUGAAACCGACCUGAAACCACCCAAAAACUGAGAAAAAUGCACCCAAAACUGAGUGAAACUGACUCAAAAUGGAGUGAAAAUCCACAAAAAAUGAGAGAAAAUGACCCAAAAUGGAGUGAAAAUCACCCAAAAUGGAGUGGAACUGACCCAAAAUGGAGUGAAAUCAACCUGAAACAACCCAAAACUGAGAGAAAAUGACCCAAAACUGAAACUGACCCAAAACCAACUGAAAAUGACCUAAAGUUGAGUGAAAAUGACCAAAAACUGACUGAAACUGACCAGAAAUCACCCAAAACUGAGAGAAAUUGACCCAAAAUUGAGUGAAACUCUUCCAAAACUGAGUGAAAUCCACCCAAAAUGGAGUGAAAUCCACCUGAAACCACCCAAAACUGAGGGAAAUCCACACAAAACUGAGUGAAAAUGACCCAAAAUUGAGUGAAACCAACUCAAAACCAAGCGAAAAUUACUCAAAAUUGAUCAAAACGACCCAAAACCGAUGGAAAAAGACCCAAAAUUGAGUGAAGCUGACCUGAAACCACCCAAAACCGAGUAAAACUGACCCAAAACUGACUGAAAUUCACCCAAAAUUGGGGUCCAGGGAGGCAAAGUUACAGGAAAUGGAGAAAAUGUUACAUUAAAGUGUCUUAAAUAGAGAAAAAAUGGCAUUAAAGUGGCCAAAAGUGACCAAAAAUGGCAUUAAAGUAACCCAAAAUGGCAUUGAAGUGAUGAAAGGUGGCAUUAAAGUGACCAAAAACGGCAUUAAAGUGAUCAAAAAUGGCAUUAAAGUGACCAAAAGUGAUACUAAAGUGCCUUAAAAGGGUCAAAAAUGGCAUUAAAAUGCAUAAAAAUGACAUUAAAGUGAGUAAAUGCUACAGAAAAGCGUCUUAAAUGAGUCAAAAAUAGCAUUAAAGUGAUCGAAACGUACAGUAAAUUGAUCAAAACUGACACUGAAAUGUUUCGAGUCAAAAAUUGCAUUAAAGUGAUAAAAAGAUA
This is a messenger RNA of Passer montanus (Eurasian tree sparrow), 2944 nucleotides long. RefSeq names its product vitamin K epoxide reductase complex subunit 1-like. Gene Ontology annotation, biological process: vitamin K metabolic process; peptidyl-glutamic acid carboxylation. The transcript is spliced from 3 exons. Gene Ontology annotation, molecular function: vitamin-K-epoxide reductase (warfarin-sensitive) activity. Bases 48 to 518 code for a protein of 156 amino acids. Lineage: Eukaryota; Metazoa; Chordata; Aves; Passeriformes; Passeridae. The record is from RefSeq and is a predicted model, not a curated record.